Syzygium oleosum is the source of this 1366-nucleotide messenger RNA. Its product is annotated as probable carboxylesterase 18. Gene Ontology annotation, biological process: pollen tube growth. Gene Ontology annotation, molecular function: carboxylic ester hydrolase activity. The coding region runs from base 71 to 1099 and encodes 342 amino acids. The transcript has a single exon. The record is from RefSeq and is a predicted model, not a curated record. Lineage: Eukaryota; Viridiplantae; Streptophyta; Magnoliopsida; Myrtales; Myrtaceae.
UCCCUCCUCCUCAUUUGUCCCUCUCUGCAAAGAACCGAAGACCCAUCCGUCACCUCCUGAUUCCUCGCCAAUGGCGACGUCGGCGAAAUCCUCGUCCUCCUCCCCAUCCUCGCCGGACAUGCCCUGGAGGACUCGCGUCGCCGUCUCCCUCCUCUCCCGCGUCACCGACUACUGCCGCCGCGACGACGGCUCCAUCAACCGCCGCCUCAUCGGCUUCCUCGACUUCAGGUCCGCCCCCAACCCCACCCCCGCCAACGGCGUCUCCUCCUCCGACGUCUCCGUCGACCCCUCCCGCCACCUCUGGUUCCGCCUCUACACCCCUUCCUCCUCCUCCGCCGCCUCCUCCCCCCUCCCCGUCCUCGUCUUCUUCCACGGCGGGGGCUUCUGCUUCCUCAGCGCGGCCUCCAGGGCCUACGACGCCGUGUGCCGCCGCUUCGCCCGCAAGCUCCCCGCCGUCGUCGUCUCCGUCAACUACCGCCUCGCCCCCGAGCACCGCUUCCCCUCCCAGUACGACGACGGCUUCGACGUCCUCCGCUUCCUCGACGAGACCUCCGCCCUGCCCCCGAUCGCCGACGUCUCCAAGUGCUUCCUCGCCGGGGACAGCGCCGGGGCGAACAUCGCGCACCACGUGGCGGUGAGGGCCUGCCGGCCGGAGGGGAAGAGGCUCGAGAGAGUCCGGGUGGUGGGGCUGGUGUCGAUCCAGCCCUUCUUCGGGGGCACGGAGCGGACCGAAUCGGAGACCCGGCUCGUGGAUGCGCCGCUGGUGUCGGUGCCCCGGACGGACAUUUGCUGGAAGGCCUUCUUGCCGGAGGGGGCGGACCGGGACCACUGGGCGGCGAACGUGAGCGGCCCGAACGCGGUGGACGUGGCGGGGCUGGAGGGGUUCCCGGCGGCGUUGGUGUUCGUGGGGGGUUUCGACCCGCUGAGGGACUGGCAGAAGAGGUACUGCGAGUGGCUGAGGAGGUCCGGCAAGGAGGCGGCGCUGGUGGAGUACCCGACCAUGUUCCACGCCUUCUACAUCUUCCCGGAGGUGGCCCACUCCACCAAACUGAUCAUGGAGGUCAAGGAUUUCAUCCACAGCCACGUUUCCAGAAAAUAAUACUUCAAUUUCACGAAUUCAUAACUACGAAAUGGGUUGUCUGUAGUAGGAAUUCAUGGAAGCUGUUGUUAGGUGAUGCAAGUGGGUUUGACUUCUCAUCAUAGCUUCCUGGCUUUGUCGGCCGAAUCGCGUGCCAAAUCCUACCCGCCAAAUUACUAUCCAGCAGCAAUCACAUCCAUCACUAAUUUCAUAAAAUUAAUGUUUAAAUGUAAUUCCGGGAGCACGGCAUUCCUGUUCAUCGAAGUCGAUCGCCACUGGGUUUCUGUA